This is a messenger RNA of Aspergillus pseudotamarii, 1269 nucleotides long. RefSeq names its product putative tryptophan dimethylallyltransferase. The coding region runs from base 1 to 1269 and encodes 422 amino acids. Gene Ontology annotation, molecular function: transferase activity, transferring alkyl or aryl (other than methyl) groups. Lineage: Eukaryota; Fungi; Ascomycota; Eurotiomycetes; Eurotiales; Aspergillaceae. The record is from RefSeq and is a predicted model, not a curated record. The transcript is spliced from 3 exons. Gene Ontology annotation, biological process: alkaloid metabolic process.
AUGCACUUUCCUUGCUCACUAAAUCCCACAUCAUUUGAAUCCUUGACUGAAACCCUCAAAUUUCCGAAUGAGAGUUGGAAGCAAUGGUGGUGCAAAACUGGCCCAAUCCUAGUGAAGCUUCUGAUAUCGUCAAACUAUAGCAUCGAGCGGCAACACCAGUAUCUUGAGUUCUACGCCCGUGUCGUUGUUCCUUUUCUGGGGCCCUAUCCACAAGUUGUUCGAAGUACUCUUACCCGGAGUGGUCUUCCUGUGGAGUUUAGUGCCAACUACCAACAACAUGGAAAGCAACCAACUGUUCGUAUAGCUUUUGAGCCCCUCAGUGGAGCGCGAGGUACCGAGGCUAUUGCCUACGAUCGAGAUAUAGCAAAGGAGUUUCUCUCCACCUUGUCGGAACUGGAUCUCAAAGGGUUCGAUUCGCGAUUAUGGGAUACAGUCUCUCGAAACAUACAUAUUAAUGCGACCGAAAAAGUCAUACUGGAAAAGAACAGAGUCGAUGACACAUAUGUGAGAACGCAAACACUGUUCGGUUUUGACUUUGUCGGAGAUGGUCCUAUAUCGGUCAAAGUCUAUGCCUUUCCGGGAUUGAAAUGCAAAGUAUCUGGGCAGUCUUCACGAGAAUUACUGACCAACACGGUUAAAGACCUACAGAGGCAAGUAGACUGCGCUGAGGUGUUUUCAAUGGUGGACCGUUACCUGCAAGAGUCUAACUCAUAUAACCCGUAUACUUUCUUCUCAUGGGACUGCAUCGAGCCGUUAAAAUGUCGCCUCAAGGUCUAUAUGUGCUCAGCCAGUAUGACGCGGGCGAAGCUUGAAGAGGUCUGGUCCCUGGGCUCUCGGCUGCAGGGCCCAUCUGUGGACAACGGGUUGCGGUAUCUCUUGCAACUCUUUGACCAUAUCCAGAUCCCGGACAGAGAGCUUGAGAUUAAAGUAGAACAUGACGAUCGAAGCGACACCUCCAAGACAACCCCGUUGAUGUGGAAUUACGAGAUGCGAAGCGGAGAUCCAUCGCCGUUGACCAAGAUCUACUUACCUGUGCAUGGUGAGAAUGACCUAAAAAUUGCUAUCGGGAUUGCACAUUUCAUGGAGGAAAUUGGCAUGGUUAACAUAGGUAAAUCCUAUUUGGAUAUGAUUCAAUCUUACUUCCCUGAAAAUGAUCUUGAGAAGACGGACCGUCUGACAUCUUGGAUUUCUUUUGCCUUUACGGAGAAGAUCGGAGUCUAUAUAAGCAUCUAUUACCAUUCUUCUAUUGACAAUCCAUGGAAAACAUAA